This is a messenger RNA of Neofelis nebulosa (Clouded leopard), 2036 nucleotides long. RefSeq names its product zinc finger CCCH-type and G-patch domain containing (gene ZGPAT). Gene Ontology annotation, cellular component: nucleus. The coding region runs from base 151 to 1743 and encodes 530 amino acids. The transcript is spliced from 7 exons. The record is from RefSeq and is a predicted model, not a curated record. Gene Ontology annotation, biological process: negative regulation of DNA-templated transcription; regulation of transcription by RNA polymerase II. Lineage: Eukaryota; Metazoa; Chordata; Mammalia; Carnivora; Felidae. Gene Ontology annotation, molecular function: metal ion binding; DNA-binding transcription factor activity, RNA polymerase II-specific; RNA polymerase II cis-regulatory region sequence-specific DNA binding.
AUCCCGGCGGUCUCCGCGCCAGGCACUUCCGGCGGCGGCGGCGGCUUUCGGGAGGAAGUGCCGGUGGGCUGCGAGGGCGGAAGCGGUGCGCUGGCCGCUCUAGCCGCUCUGAGGCCCCGAGGACGCGCCCCUGCCUUCGUUCCGUCCAGGAUGGACGAGGAGAGCCUGCAGACCGCCCUGCGGACCUAUGACGCCCAGCUGCAGCAGGUGGAGCUGGCUCUGGGAGCCGGCCUGGAUCCCUCGGAGCUGGCCGACCUGCGCCAGCUGCAGGGGGACCUGAAGGAGCUGAUCGAGCUCACCGAGGCCAGCCUGGUGUCCGUCAGGAAGAGCAAGCUGCUGGCCACGUUGGACGGAGAGCACCCAGCCCGGGGCGAUGCCGAGUACCUGGCUUUCCAGGAGGCCGUUGCUGAGGGGGCGCAGGGGUCUGUAGCCCCCAGGGCAGAGCUGGAGACGGCUCCUGAAGGGGAGGCCAGGCCGGAACCCAGCAGGCCUGGGCAGGAGGAGGAAGAGGGAGAGGACGAGGAGGAGGAAGAGUGGAGUGGGAGGAAGGUGAACGCCCCCUACUACAGCUCCUGGGGCACCCUGGAGUACCACAACGCCAUGAUUGUGGGCGCAGAGGAGGCGGACGACGGCUCGGCGGGCGUGCGGGUCCUUUAUCUCUACCCCACUCACAAGUCCCUGAAGCCCUGCCCGUUCUUCUUGGAGGGCAAGUGCCGCUUCCAGGAGAACUGCAGGUUCUCCCAUGGGCAGGUGGUCUCUGUCGAUGAGCUGCGCCCCUUCCAGGACCCGGACCUGAGCUCUCUACAGACUGGCUCUGCGUGUCUGGCCAAGCAGCAGGAUGGCCUUUGGUACCCAGCCCGGAUAACUGGGUGGUUCCUACCACCUCUUGAGGCCACUGAUCUGGCCUGUCUUCGUCCCCUGCCUCCAGAUGUGGAUAGCGGCUACUACACAGUCAAGUUUGACUCACUGCUGCUGAAGGAGGCCGUGGUGGAGGGGGACAGCAUCCUGCCCCCACUGCGCACAGAUCCCACAGGGUCCUCGGACUCAGACAGCGGCGAUGCGGAUGACCCCAGCUAUGCCAGAGUGGUGGAACCCAGUGCUGCCGACCACGGGACCUGCAGCUCUGCUUUCGCCGGCUGGGAGGUGCACACACGGGGCAUUGGCUCCAGACUCCUUGCCAAGAUGGGCUACGAGUUUGGCAAGGGUUUGGGCCGACAUGCAGAGGGCCGGGUAGAGCCCAUCCAUGCCGUGGUGCUGCCUCGGGGGAAGUCGCUGGACCAGUGCGCAGAGAUUCUGCACAAGAGGACGAAGGGCAGCAAGGCUGGCAUCCAGAGGCCCCCGAAAUGCCCGCGGAGAGGGGGUGGACGCCCUCCCCCUCGUAGCGUGUUUGACUUUCUGAAUGAGAAGCUACAGAGCCGGGCCCCUGCGACCCUGGAGGCGGGGGUGGCCUCCCCAGGGAGGAGGGGCAGUAAGGAAACGUACCACGCCAGCAAGAGUGCCAAGCGGGCCCUGAGCCUGCGGCUCUUCCAGACUGAGAAGAAGAUCGAGCAAGCCCAGCGGGACAUCCGGGGCAUCCAGAAGGCCCUUGCCCGAAACACCGGCCGGCACAGUGUGACGGCAGCCCAGCUGCAGGAGAGGCUGGCGGGAGCCCAGCGGGAGCUGGGGCAGCUCCAGGCCCAGGAGGCAGGCCUGCAGCUCGAGCAGAGGAAAGCAGACACCCACAAGAAGAUGACGGAGUUCUAGAAGCCCCAGGCACACACAGCGGACAGAGCUCAGGGACCCCAGCUCCUGGCUGCCUUCUGGAAGACCAGCCGUCACCCAACAACCGGAUGCCGCUGGGAGAGGGGCCGGCCUGCUGCCAGGCCAGCCCCCACAGUCAGCCUUCUCGCUGGCCUAGGGCACGUGGACGCUGCCGAACGGAGACGGCCCUGCAGGGCUCACUUCUGGACACUUGCCUGCCCGUUGGGCCCACCCGCCAGUGUCUUAGGGAGUCUCUUUAGCAAGGACAUUAAAGUGUCGUGUUGUGGUGUCUUUCA